AUGGCGAAGAGAGAGAGAGAGAUCAGCUCGUCGUCGUCGUCGUCGUUCGCGAGCUUGAGGGAGUAUGGGCGGGCGCUGGGGGAGACGCACAGGAGGAUUGUGCGGAGGGCGGGGUCGGUGACGACGACGUACGAGGAGAUGAGCAGGGUAAGGGCGCGGUCGGGGCCGGACAUGGCGCGGACGCUGCGGUGGCCGGACCUGGUGGGGUUCGGCCUCGGCGGGAUGGUCGGCGCCGGCGUAUUCGUCGCCACCGGCCGCGCCGCCCGCCUCUACGCCGGCCCCGCCGUCGUCGUCUCCUACGCCAUUGCCGGCCUCUGCGCCCUCCUCUCCGCCUUCUGCUAUACCGAGUUCGCCGUCGACAUGCCCGUCGCCGGGGGCGCCUUCAGCUACCUCAGGGUGACCUUCGGGGAGUUUGCGGCGUUUCUGACGGGGGCGAAUCUGAUAAUGGAGUACGUGUUCUCAAACGCCGCGGUGGCGCGAAGCUUCACCGCGUAUCUCGGCACGGCGAUCGGCGUCGACACGCCGGAGAAAUGGAGGGUGACCGUCUCCUUCCUCCCGAAGGGCUUCAACCAGAUCGACCUCCUCGCCGUCGGCGUCAUCCUCCUCAUCACCAUCUGCAUUUGUUACAGUACGAAGGAGAGCUCGGUUCUGAACAUGGUGUUGACGACGAUCCACAUCGCGUUCAUCCUAUUCAUAAUCGUGAUGGGCUUCUGGCGCGGGGAGUGGCGCAAUCUGACCCACCCGGCGGACCCGUCGAAGGACGCGGGCGGGUUCAUGCCGUACGGCAUCGGCGGCGUGUUGAACGGGGCGGCCAUGGUGUACGUGAGCUACAUCGGGUACGACGCCGUGUCGACGAUGGCGGAGGAGGUGAGCGAGCCCACCCGCGACAUCCCCGUCGGCGUCUCCGGCUCCGUCGCCCUCGUCACCGUGCUCUACUGCCUCAUGGCCCUCUCCAUGUCCAUGCUCGUCCCCUACGACGCCAUCGACGUCGAAUCGCCGUUCUCGGGGGCGUUCAAGGGAUCGGACGGCUGGGGAUGGGUGUCGAACGUGAUCGGGGCGGGGGCGAGCUUCGGGAUCCUGACGUCGCUUCUGGUGUCGAUGCUGGGGCAGGCGCGGUACCUGUGCGUGAUCGGACGGUCGAACGUCGUGCCAGCGUGGCUCGCCAAAGUCCACCCCUCCACCGCCACCCCUGUCAACGCCUCCGCCUUCCUCGGGUUGUUCACGGCGGCGAUCGCGCUGUUCACGGACCUCGACAUCCUCCUCGACCUCGUCUCCAUCGGCACCCUCUUCGUCUUCUACAUGGUGGCCAACGCCGUCGUCUACCGCCGCUACGUCGCCGCGGGCACCGGCUCCGACGCCAACCGCUCCUGGCCCACCGCCGCCUUCCUCCUCUCGUUCUCCCUCGCCGCCCUGGCCUUCACCCUCCUUUGGCAUUGCACACCCACCGGAAUAGCAAAAGCCGCCCUCCUCGCCGUCUGCGCCGCUGCCGCCCUCUCCCUCCUCACCGCAUUCCGCUUCCUGGUCCCGCAGGCACGGAAGCCGGAGUUCUGGGGCGUCCCCAUGAUGCCGUGGAUACCGGCCGUGUCCAUAUUCCUCAACGUCUUCCUGCUUGGCUCGCUCGACGGUCCGUCGUACGUGCGGUUCGGGUUAUUCUCGGCUGCUGCCGUGCUUGUUUACGUUCUGUACAGCGUGCAUGCGAGCCAUGAUGCGGAGGAGAACGGUGAUCUUCUAAUGAAGGUGGGGGACAGUGAGGCCCGUAUUGUGGCGGGGGCGGGUGAUGGGGCCUCCAAAGUGUAAAUGUAGGUAGUGAAGAACCAAAAAAGAAAAAAAAAAAAAAUUCACCACCUUUUUUUUUCACUUUUUUUUUUUUAAGCCUUUUGUUUUAGCUUGGGGAUGGAGGUGAAAUUUGGAGUUAACAUGGGGGCCUGAAAGAAAUUCUGUCAUGCAAAAAGUUAAUAGAAAAGAAAGAGAAGAUUUAAAGGAAAUUCUUUACACAUGAAGUUGUAGCAUAUUGCUAGCUUUCUGAAUCUACUUAUGCUCUUUAAUUUUCUGGAA
Messenger RNA from Ananas comosus (pineapple), 2055 nucleotides. Its product is annotated as cationic amino acid transporter 6, chloroplastic-like. The record is from RefSeq and is a predicted model, not a curated record. NCBI's taxonomy places the organism in Eukaryota, Viridiplantae, Streptophyta, Magnoliopsida, Poales, Bromeliaceae. Gene Ontology annotation, biological process: amino acid transport; transmembrane transport. The coding region runs from base 1 to 1797 and encodes 598 amino acids. Gene Ontology annotation, cellular component: plasma membrane. Gene Ontology annotation, molecular function: amino acid transmembrane transporter activity. The transcript has 6 exons.